AUGGACAUGGAGAAGGUCAACUCCAUGGACUUUGGAGAAUUUGUGGAUGUGUUCGGGAAUGUCGUUGAGAGAUGCCCUCUGAUUGCGGCUGCUGUGUGGUCCCAGCGCCCGUUCUCCAACUCGGAAGACUUAGAGAAGCACUUUUUUGCCUUUAUUGACGCCCUUCCACGGUCAGGCCAAGAGGGCAUCCUGCGCUGCCACCCGGACCUGGCGGGCCGCGAGCUGCAGCAGGGCACGCUCACUGCGGAGUCGCGGCGGGAGCAGAGGGGCGCGGGCCUGAUGAGCCUGGACGCGGCCGAGCGGCUCCGGCUGGCGGAGCUCAACGCUCAGUACCGCGCGCGCUUCGGCUUCCCCUUCGUGCUCGCCGCGCGUCUCAGCGACCGGGCGGCGGUGCCGGGGGAGCUGGCGCGCCGGCUGCAGCGCCCGCCCGCCGAGGAGCUGCGCACCGCCCUGGGCGAGGUGAAGAAGAUCGGCCGCCUGCGCCUCGCCGACCUCCUCGGCGCCGCCGGCCUCGCCGGACCGUAG
Molecule: messenger RNA, 525 nt
Organism: Prionailurus viverrinus (fishing cat)
Lineage: Eukaryota; Metazoa; Chordata; Mammalia; Carnivora; Felidae
Gene: URAD
Product: ureidoimidazoline (2-oxo-4-hydroxy-4-carboxy-5-) decarboxylase
Exons: 2
Coding region: 1-525 (174 amino acids)
Biological process (GO): allantoin metabolic process
Molecular function (GO): carboxy-lyase activity
Source: RefSeq, a predicted model, not a curated record